Naegleria lovaniensis is the source of this 1203-nucleotide messenger RNA. RefSeq lists its product as uncharacterized. The transcript has a single exon. The record is from RefSeq and is a predicted model, not a curated record. Bases 1 to 1203 code for a protein of 400 amino acids. NCBI's taxonomy places the organism in Eukaryota, Heterolobosea, Eutetramitea, Acrasida, Naegleriidae.
AUGAUGGAUGAGGAACAACAUUUUGGAAAUCAUUCAUCAACCAGCAUUACGGAACAAAAACAACAGCCUUCAUCUGUAAAUAUAAUUAAUAGAUAUUAUGAAGAAGGAAAUAUUCAAUCGGAGGAUAAUGAUCAAAAGAAGCAAUCACAAGAGAUGGAUGAAUUGAAUGUAGACGAUAAUCAAAUGAUUGAAAAAGAAUUUUCAAAAAAUUUAUUUGAUAAUGAGAUGGGAGGGGAGGAGGAUAUCAUUUCACAAUCUCAACAAUUAAUGAAAUCGAUAAAAAGUGGGCAAUACCGACCAAACGAAGUUAAAACAUCAGAACCACUCACAAGUAAUUCAAUGACAGCAUUGGAAUCUGGGACAGAAACAACAAAACAAGUUGGAUUUGACAGAUUUAGUGUCGAGUCAACAAAAAGAGAUGUACCAAAGAAAAGUAAAACGGAGCAGAAAAAGAGUCCAGACAAAUCAACCAAAGAUGCCAAUCAGACACAAACAUUUAUUGACACCAUAUUUUCGCCUUUUUAUUGGAUAAUUGGAAGUAAUCAAAAUAAUUCCAAGAAGGAAAAACAACAAAAUGCAACUGGUACAGAAGAUAAAUCAAAAACACAGGAAUCAAAAGAGACAGCACACAGUACGUCUAACGAAAAGUCCACAGCUGUCACUUCAUCUAAAAAACCAGAAAGUACGAGCGAUACCUCCUCGUCCAUUCUUUCAACAAUAUUCUCCUCAAGCUUAUUUUCAUCCUCCAGCAAUAAGAAACAUGACGAAAAUCCAGAACCCAAAAAAGACGAGCCUAAAAAAGAAUCAAAACGAAGAACAACCGGUUCACCAUUAAAAUGGAUCGAAAGAUUUGGAGCUGAUGCUGGAAAAGCUGCUUCCAAUGCAUUAAAAGAUCCUCUGGAACGGUUAGCCUCUAGCCCUGUACUUGCCACUGGAGAAGUCAUUGUGGUUCAUUCACUCGAUUUUGACAAUAUUGAUUUUAGAAGAAUUUUCAAAUAUUUCCUUUUCAUGGUUUUCACUUGGAGGUUUAGCAACACAUUCUUUGGAACCUUAUUGCCAGCCCUUGUGGGAAUUCGAAGAAGACGAAUAGAACAACAAACUGGUCAAACGUUUGUUCCAAUUCAACACAUCACUACAGUUCCUUCCAAAACGAAAGGAGCACCUUCUAUUACCUUCAUACCUCCUCAGAACUAUCAACAGUAG